This is a messenger RNA of Rhagoletis zephyria (snowberry fruit fly), 1044 nucleotides long. Its product is annotated as pancreatic triacylglycerol lipase-like. Gene Ontology annotation, molecular function: lipase activity. The record is from RefSeq and is a predicted model, not a curated record. NCBI's taxonomy places the organism in Eukaryota, Metazoa, Arthropoda, Insecta, Diptera, Tephritidae. Gene Ontology annotation, biological process: lipid catabolic process.
AUGAAUGCGAUUCGCGCCGAGGAGGAGCGCCUCCUCGAGGAGGUGCACGAGGAGAGCGCCGCCGUGCUGAAGAAGCUGAAGAACGUCACCCUGCUCACCAUGCCCGACCCCUGGGACAUUGAGACGAUCAAGCCGAAGCUGGUCUUCUACCACCGCAACCGCCCCGACAUUCAGGCCACCUUUGACUCGAAUCCGCGCAAGGUGGCCCUCGCCCUCCUCAACGGCGGCUUCCUCGACUCUGCCCGCCUGGUGCUGAUCACCCACGGAUUCCACAACAACUUCGACACCGACUGGCUGCACUCCUACAAGGACGACAUACUGAACCGGACGGCGGCCAACAAGGGCCAGGAGCACACGGUGGCCAUUCUCGGCUGGGGCGGCGGGGCCGAUUUGCUCGUCUUUCGCUACCGCCAGGCCGCCUCCAAUGUGAUGACCGUCGGUCACUGGCUGGCCAACUACACCCGGGCAAUUAGCGAAGUGAAGCGCGGCCUACUGAUCUACGGCAUCGGCCACAGUCUGGGGGCGCACGUGAUGGGCGUCGCGGGACGGGAGUCGAAGGCGCUGUCGCGCAUUACCGGCCUCGACCCCGCCGGCCCCUGCUUCGAGAAGGUGGCCAACUCGCCGACGCUGAACCCGGGCGACGCGCCCUUCGUGGACGUCAUCCACACCGACGGCUACGACUCGAAGCUCGACCCGUCGGAGUGGUUCUUCCCCGUGAACCACUACGGCAGCCUGAUACCCAUUGGCCACCUGGACUUCUACCCCAACUUUGGCUACCACCAGCCGGGCGCGGGCACCUUCACCGUGGCCGGGUCGCACCUGCGGGCGCUGGAGCUCUUCGGGUGGAGCAUCACCAACCCGGGCCGCUUUCUGACCGCCGACGUGCUCGCGGAGAAGCCCGACUUUGACGAGCCGGUGGAGAAGUUCAUCGCCGGGCAGUACCAGGUGGAGAUGGGCUUCUACGCCGACCGGUCGCACCUGCCGCCGGCCAACGCCAGCACGCUCUUCUACCUCAAGACCAACUCGCAGACGCCCUGGGUGUAG